Molecule: messenger RNA, 1874 nt
Organism: Rhea pennata
Lineage: Eukaryota; Metazoa; Chordata; Aves; Rheiformes; Rheidae
Gene: NECAB3
Product: N-terminal EF-hand calcium binding protein 3
Exons: 13
Coding region: 32-1084 (350 amino acids)
Biological process (GO): regulation of amyloid precursor protein biosynthetic process
Cellular component (GO): cytoplasm; Golgi cis cisterna; endoplasmic reticulum
Molecular function (GO): calcium ion binding
Source: RefSeq, a predicted model, not a curated record
CCCGUCGCGUCCCGCCCGGCGCCGCUCCGCGAUGGCGUGCGCGGAGCUGCUGGCGAUGUGCCUGCUGUCGGCGAAGCGCGGCCCCGCGCCGCGCCGCGAGCCGCUGCCCAUCUUCCACGACAUUUUCCGGCGAGCCGACAAGAACGAUGAUGGGAAACUGUCAUUUGAGGAGUUCAAGAACUAUUUUGCCGAUGGAAUCCUGAGCUCGGAGGAGCUGUGGGAGUUGUUCAGUGGCAUUGACAGGCGUCAUUCAGACAAUGUAGACACGGAGAAGUUGUGUGAUUAUUUCUCAGAGUAUCUUGGAGAAUACAGACAUGUGCUUUCUGCACUGGAAACCCUGAACUCUGCUGUCCUGGCAGCCAUGGACAAAACCAAGCUGAGGUAUGAGACCUCCUCUAAGAUGGAGCAGUUCCUGACCCGCUUCCUGCUGCGGGAAACUGUGACCCAGCUGCAGUCACUGCAGACCUCACUCGAGUGUGCCGUGGACACCAUAGAGGAGCAGGCAGGACGGGAGAGGAAGGAUGUAAAGAAAUCUGAGACCUUGAUUGGCCUGAGAUCAGGAAGACGAUUUGGGCGCAGAGGACAGAAAAACAUCUGUCUGUCUCCAACAGACCCCUAUUCCGGGAUGCUAACAACAGGCAUUUGUGUCGAAGCUGACAACCAGUGGAUGGCCCAGAUUAACAGGCUCCAGCAGCUCAUUGAGAAACUGGAGUGCAAGAGCCCACGCCUGGAGCCUCUGAAGGAGGAAGCAGUGUGCAAAGAGAGAGAUGCGCACAUCCUUGUGGCGAAGAGGCAGAUCUCGGUGGCAAAGAGCAGCAUCGAGGAGUUUCGCCAGGCAUUCAGGUCCUACACGGAGGUCACAGCCGGGCAGAGCAGCUGCCUGCACGUGUCCGCCUGCAAGCUGACAAACGAAGCCUGCUUCAUCCUUUACGAAUUCUGGCAGGAUGUGUCUUCGUGGAGAAGCCACUUGCAGUCCAGCCACAGCAAGACUUUCCAACGGGCCAUCAUCAGCUUGCUGGAGGCCCCAGAGCUGCUGACCACCAUGCUCUUCCCAGCCUCCUGGUGGAUCAUGAACAACAACUAGCCCUCGGCAGCAGAUCCCGGGAUGCAGCCAGCAUGCAGAAGGCCGCCGCAGCGCCCUCGGCGCAGCCGCCACCUCCUUCGCCAGCGUCUGUCGCCUCCUCCUUGCCGCCCCCAGCCCGGGGCCACCUGCUCCUCCAUGCCUUGGCCCUCGCCCCUGGCCGUGUUCAACCUUCCUCUUCCCCCCCAUGAUGUAUUUAUUCACCCCGCCGUUGCCAGAGAUGGUGCCCGGGCUGCCGGCUGCCCACUCCCGCUGGCGCAGAGCCGCUCCUGGUGGCCUUGCACCGGGGAAGGGCGCCGGCGUUGCGGGGCCGGGCGCUCUGUGGGCAGCGGGCCGGCGCCGCGCGACGCGGCGUGGGCUGCACUCGGGGAGCGGCGUCCCGCGGCGUGCCGGCACGGGGAGCGGCGUCCUGCGGCGGAGGAGGCGUCGCCGGGGUUGGCCUUGGCUGGCGGCGACAGGCAUCCCGCCGCUCUGCCAGCUCCGGCCAGGCCUCGGGGGCACCAAGCCUCUUGGCCUGGGCUAGGACGGCUCCACGGCCAGCCCGGAGGAGCAGAGCGGCACCGAGAGCGCCCAGACCUGCCAGCUAGCGUGGGCUGAAGAGCGUUUUAUAUACACAAAAAAACCGCAAAGGCCGAGCGCAUUCCUGGGCAGGCGCACCGAAGCCGCGCCGAGACCCAGGGCGGCCCACGCGCACCCGCUGCUUCCCGGUUUGCGUGCCGAGAACCGCCUCGCGCUCCCUGCAGAGCUGUGUACCCCGAGGCUGGCGGUCGCGAAUAAACCGCUCCACAGCUGC